GUGAGUGUUUCUGUUUUUUAUCAUUUAGAUUUGUAUCCAGUUUGCUAUAUCGGCUAGGCCGUUUCAUACUAUGUUUGAUGAGUUGAAAGAGGUAUAUGAUCAGCUGACGAGGAAAACGACAUAGACGAUCAGAACCAACCUGACGGUGAUAGACAGUCUGAACCAAAUUUUCCAACCGAUCAAACAAUGACUUCACAAAAGAAACAUAGAUGUAAUAAGUCGUUCUUUAUUGCACUGUCUUUAGUCCUAGUUAUUCUCGGUGUAUACACUAUCCACUACAGACCAAACAGUGCAAAGAGUGCGGCUGAAAAGCAGCAUGCUGACUGGUUAAAUCAUAUGACGAGAGAAAGAGAUCUCCAAAACGAUACUGUAGGUUACAGACAUUAUGAAAGACAUGAAGUGACACAAUCAGGCACACAGACAGGACAAGGUCAAGCCCCGAUCAGUAUGGUUAUGCCUUCUAAUAUUGAUGAGGAUCUGCACAGAGCACGAACUCCCGGUGUGCAACUUCAAUAUAUACCUGAAAAUGCUAGUUCUACAAAUAAAUUAAUUGAAAUGAAGUUGGAUCAAACCCAGUUCAAUAGAGAAGAUGAUGAGAAAGAUGAUUACAAACAAGACAACGGUGGUGAUGUGGAUGAUUAUGGUAGCAACAAUAAGGUCGAUAAAGGUGAAAACAAAGUAACAAGUAUUGGGCAGUAUGACAGGAACACAAUGACCACUGCCACAGUACUUGGAUUACAAUCAUCAAAUGUACAAAAUGCACCUGAAUUACAAUCAAAUGAACAAACUAAACCCUCUGUAGCGCCUGGAUAUCAAACAAUUGUACAAACCGCACCUGAUACAGCACCCGGAUAUCAAUCUAAUUUACAAAAUGAACCUGCUAAAGCACCUGGAUUUCAAUUCAGUUUACAAAAUGAAUCUACUACAGCACCUGCAUUGCAGUCAAAUGUACAAAAUGAAUCUGCCAUAGCCCCUGGAUUACAAUCUAAUGUACAAAAUGGACUACAGCUAAAACCUGAAUCAGUUAGCAACUAUACAAAGACAAAUACUAUUCAAAUGCAACUUGGACCAGGCGACUAUGUUAAGCCAGGUGUUUCCGAGUACAAAAAUCCCGCAACAAGAUCUGGAUAUAUGGUAGACAGUAAUGUUCCCUCAUACAAUGUUGGACUGAAUAACAAGCCUGUACUAAGUCAACAGAAUCCUGAAAUGAAUAAAGGUGUUGCAUAUGGUAGUGUUCUCUCAGAUACAAAUGUACAGCUUCCAAAUAUUAACGCUCAAAAUGGUAUAAUUGGAGACAGAUAUAGACUUUCACAAACUUACCAGAACAAAUAUGAUACAUUAGAAAAGAAUGUUGCGCAACCAUUAUUAGACAAUGGCGUAAACAGAGCACUUCAAGAGCAGAGAGGUACCACUGCAACUCCAUACACAUUGUCUCAAUUGCUUGAAAGGCGAAUGAGUCUGCAUAAAGUUCUUAAGGACAUGCAGGAUAUUGUUGAUUAUGGAAGACCUGCAACUGAUGAAGAGAAUAAGAAACCCUGGAACGUUGAUGAAAAUAGGAAUCAUUUCUACGACGUCAAUGAUAAGAAAGACUUGUUUGCAAAUUUAGAAAUGCAGAUAAAUAUCGAAGCAGAGCCAGUUACUGGAACUAAACCCAUGAGACCACCGUUCAAAUCCAGAAUAGAAUAUCCUGAUUAUUUAACACCUAUAAACUGGGCGACAAGUUUCGAAAAUGUUAAGACCCCGAUAUUUGAAUGUGUGCCUAUGAAAACAAUAAAAUCGUAUAUCAGAAUAUGUAUUCACCCACCAGCAGUACAGUCUGAAGUGUCAAGUAGACUGAAAUCGGCAGCUUCCUGGGAAUAUAAUGCCUUGAUGGACGUACAGAAAGCGCUUUUAGAACAUAGAGACUCUAUACUAAUUGAUAUUGGUGCGUCGUUUGGUGUUUUCAGUUUAGCUGCAGCUGCUUUAAAUCGCAAUGUCAUUGCUGUGGAACCUUUCCCGUCGCAUAUACAGGUAUUUAAGCAAUCAGUGUCUUUAAACACAUUCCGGGAGCAUAUCACUCUCUUCCAGGCUGUCGUUUCGGACCGACGUGGGAAGGUUCUUAUAAAACCUUUAGGAGAUCACGUGAACAAUGUUUACAUACAGACUGUUGAAGAUAAUGAACAAGCAACGAAUUAUACGUUAGUGGUAAACAGUGUCACUUUAGAUGAUAUUGAAAAGGUAUGUCCAUCUAGAAUUGCUGUUCUCAAAAUUGACGUGCCUGGUUUCAUGAAGAAAGCUCUAGAAUAUUCGCAUUUUUUCUUCAAGUAUAUCCAUGUAACCCACGUGUUUAUGCACUGGGAUACUCAAGAUAAAGAACUUUGUCUGUUUAUUGUGAGGUAUUUCGUCGAAAGAGGUUACCUACCGUAUGGUGACCUCAACGGUAACAAUCAUUUAGAACUUAAAGAUGCAUAUACCUGGACAAACGAUAUUGUGAUUUGGAAACUUUGAAUUUAUUAGCUCCUGUUGAAAGAGUACUGUUUAAAAUGACAUUGAUUAUCAAAUGCAAGUGGGUUCUAUAUAACCAGGUUUUAGUUACAUAGUUGUUUUGUAAAGAAGUGUGCACACAUUCCGUAAGUUGCGUCACAGCAAUAACAGUAAACGCUAAAUAUAAUCUGGAUAGAGAGGAGAACAUUGCGAAUGUACACGUUACAAAACUCAACAUGUCUUUUAAUUAUAUCAUGAACACUACAUUUACGAAAUUUGCCACAAAUUCAACAAAAUUGAAUAAUUCAACGAUACUACUUCAUGGGUCUAAUCAUUUUAUAAAUUCACAUUACCAAAUAUCAUUGAAGAUGCUAUAAAGUUAUAGAUAUUGAAUUUUCAUUGACAUAUGAUCAAACAUCAAUCAAAUUUAAUACUAGUAUUGUUAAUAAGAGAAAUCAGUUUGUUUGUUUGUUUUUGACAAGAUUUUCAUAUCUCAUAACGAAACAGUUACUGGCUCAUUUGUAAAUGCUAAAGAUUUAUGAUUUUGAAAUUGACUUGAUGUCGUAAAUUUAUAACAUUAUUCGAUUUUGUUGACAUAUUUUCACGUUAUUAACACCAUGGUUAUCUAGAGGGGAAGGCUUCAUCUCUUUUGUAAAAUAUAUGUGUAUAAAUUGUAACCAGGGGAUGUUAGAGGUGUUGCACAUUUCACAUGAACAGACUCAGUCGGGCGCUCGUUUGCGUUAUACACAAUGUUACGGAUUAAUGAUACAAAACUCUGAAAUGCCAGAUUUAUUGUAAUCCGUAAAGUCCGCGUUGUGUGGAUGUGUCAUCUAUAUAUAAUAUAAACUGUUCCACUUAAUAUGAUUGCAAAAAAAUAAUAGUUUGUGUUUCAAGAAAAACAUGGAACAGCAGAAAAUAUGACCGUAGUAGUUUUUACCUAAUGAAAAGGACACAAAUAUUUGACUUAUCAUCUAAAUUAAUCUCGUUGAAUCAAGAAUAAUAAAAUAAAAUAGUUGUUUUACAGUGAAAUGCAUAUAAAUUUACCUUAGACAAAGGUCAAGCCUGACCGCGACAAACGAUAUUUUCAAAUAAACUUUAUUUUAUGAAUUUGUAUUUUAGAUUGCAAUUUUCCAUACUCUUUUGCAAAAUAUUACCGGGGUUUGUCCUUAUUUUGGUAUGAAGACAUGUACAUACAUUCUUAAGAGCUUGCUUAUAUUGAUGUUUUUGUUCAAAGUAACAGCUUUUUAAGUGCUACAGCUGGUUGAUAUCCAUGUAUAAUUGAAACAUACUUCGUUUCUUUAUGCUUUUUAUAAAAAGGAAAUAUGUGGCAAAUAAAAUUGCUCUCGGCUGAUAUUGAUGUAGAGCUAGUGGGCUGGUCGCAAAUACCUUUGCAAUGACCCCAUGAAUUAUUUGUUUAAGUGCAAAAGAGGCGAUUCACAUCUACUGAUGAAAUUACAGUCUUGCUUUAAUUUUUGACGUAACAAGUAGACAUUUUUGGACUAACACGUACCUCUUUUUUCAUUUCCAUAAUUUAUUUAUUUAUUUAUUCCAUUGUCAGUUUUAUUUCCAACAUAUCAUACAUUUAACUAUUUAGACAAUGCAAUGAACAUUAUUUGUUUGUAUUGAUUAAGUGUUACAAAGGGGAGGGAUCUAUUUAUUAUUUGCAUUAUCUAUGGCCAGCUGUGAUACUGCAUGUAGCUUCAUUUAAUUUAUUUAUUAGGUAGUACCUAAAUUUUAAAUCAAGACAAGCAGUUAUCAAACUAAUGUCGAAUGUUAAUAUAUAGCAUUUAAGACUGUUUAAACUACUGAAGUCUUGAUUUGAUUAUUUUAAACAUGUUGUUUAAACUAUUCUGAAUCUUCUUAUUUACAUUCCAUGUAUUUUGCCUCCUAUCAAGCCAUUUAUACUCGCACGUGUAUAAACCCCUAUUAUAAUUGGAUUGUUGUGGAAAGAACUUAUCUAUCUACUAAAUUAAGAAAUGAUGUCAUAUACAUGUACCAUAUCACACGUCUUAUAUAAAAGCAAGAAAACUCUGCAAUAUUUACCUUGAAAAUUGUCAUUUUAACGAAAGACAUUGCUUUAGGGUAUAGCGGAUAGCUAUCUAAUUUCUCCUGCAUUCCAUCUCAAACAAAUGAAAUUUAGUAGUUUGUUUCUGUAUAUGAGACAGAAAACAGCUAUUCUUUUCAAAACAUUCAGUUUUUAAUUGAAAUUCAUGUUUUUCCUCUCCAUGCCAUUGUUUACAUAUGCACUGAUUUAGGGUGUACAGGAUAGCUUUGGUCAUUUUUUCCAUUAUUAGUUUAAAAUCCACAUCUAAACAAACUUCCCAAGAUUCUUUUACUAUAAAUAAAAAUAAUAAUGUAAUCUUUUCAAAACCAUUCAGCUUUUUAAAUUUCUGUCAAACACUUUUCAUUCGCUGAUGUUUUUUACAUACACACUGAUUUAGUCAGUACAGGAUAGCCUCGAUUUUCAUUUGUUGACAUAUGAAAAAUAACACAAUAAGCAAACAUUUAAAAUGUAUGUCAGAAUGUCUAUCUACAUGCCAGUAAAAGAAUCAUAUGAAAAUUUAUACAAUAAUUCAAGUCUAAAUACAAAAUUUAUCAACUUAUCCUCUAUACCCUAAAAUCCGCUAUACCUUAAAGCACUGUAACUUAUCACCAAAUUUUAUUGUUCCUUUUAACUGGUGUCAUACAGAUGCAUAGAUAAAUACAAGACGUGUCACUGAUUGAUCACUAGUAAUAUAUUUAAUAUAUGUAUUGAAUUCAUAUAACUUUUCUAACAUGUAAAAAAUUAGAUAAAUAAUUUUACAAUAUACAAUGCAAAAAGAAUACAUUUCCUUGACAUUAAAUACGGUUAAAGUUAAGUAACAAGUAGAAUUUUGAGUUUGCUAUCAAAUGAAUGUUUAAUAAAAAAGAAGUGAAAAAUU
Messenger RNA from Mercenaria mercenaria, 5384 nucleotides. RefSeq lists its product as uncharacterized. The record is from RefSeq and is a predicted model, not a curated record. NCBI's taxonomy places the organism in Eukaryota, Metazoa, Mollusca, Bivalvia, Venerida, Veneridae. The transcript is spliced from 2 exons. Bases 187 to 2487 code for a protein of 766 amino acids.